Halichondria panicea is the source of this 1488-nucleotide messenger RNA. RefSeq names its product ubiquitin carboxyl-terminal hydrolase 30 homolog. Lineage: Eukaryota; Metazoa; Porifera; Demospongiae; Suberitida; Halichondriidae. The record is from RefSeq and is a predicted model, not a curated record. The transcript is spliced from 9 exons. Gene Ontology annotation, biological process: protein deubiquitination. Gene Ontology annotation, molecular function: cysteine-type deubiquitinase activity. Bases 67 to 1200 code for a protein of 377 amino acids.
AAUGUGCGUCAAAUAGAAUGCCACAUGGCAGUAAAUUAAUGUAGCACCUUUGUUCUGUACUUUACCAUGGAUUUCUCCAGUGCUUACAGCACCUCCACUGUAGCAACUGCUGCAGCUUGCUUGGGAGCUGUAGUUGUUGGUGUGUAUGUUGUUUGGGGACCGGAUUUCUUCUUUAGAAAAAGAGGUCAGUGCCCUGGUUUGACAAAUCUUGGAAACACCUGUUUCAUGAACGCCAUCUUGCAAGGUUUGGCUGCACUGCCUCCAGUGAGGGAAUGGCUGAUCGACACUUCCUCAAUUUCAAACGCUGGCCCCCUUGCAACAGCACUCGUGCAUGUUCUCACAGUUUUAAAUGAGGAGAGAGAGGGAGCUCAUUCACCAUCUUCAAUCCUGCGUGCCCUAAGACAUUAUCGAUGGUCUAUUGAUUCUCAGCAGCAGGAUGCCCAUGAGCUAUACCAUGUGAUCCUGACGACCCUGGCUGAGGAAAUGACUCCCUGUCCCAGUCUGCUCUCAGAAGUACAGAAGCUACUGGAGAGUGGGCAGGAGAAUAGCAGAAGUAUAGCCUGGACAAAAACAGGAUGUGUGUACCCACCUGAGAAGCCUGUCAAGUGCCCACUGCAAGGGCUACUCACCAGUGAACUGCUCUGCUGUGUUUGUAACUACGCGUGUCCAAUGCGAUAUGAGAUGUUUGAUAGCCUCUCUCUCACCUUGCCGACCGUCCAGUCUCAGUGCUCACUACAGAGCUGCAUGGCUGACUAUGUCAGGUCCGAGGUAGUACACGAGGUCGAGUGCCCACACUGCUCAGAGGUAGCAAAAAAGAAGGUCAAACGGAAGUUUUGGAAGCGUCUACAACUGGGAAGACCACCCGACUGUCUCUGUAUUCAUUUCAAAAGAACGACGUGGGGAAAUGACGGACAACUACACAAGAACAACACCUUCGUUUCAUUCCCCAUCAGUCUCAACAUUAGCCAGUAUCUGAAGUCUCAUUCACGAGUGAAGGGGGGGUCUAGUCAUACAUACACGCUGUAUGCCGUGACAGAACAUUUAGGAGGACCAUUCUCGGGCCAUUAUCAAACAUAUAGACGUGUAAAGGAGAGGCAAUGGGUGUGUACAUCUGAUACAGUAGUGUAUGGAGCUACGGCACAUGAAGUCACUAACUGUACUGCGUAUAUGCUCUUCUAUUGCAAAUCGAGAAUUCUGUAGCCCCCAACAACCGACAACUUUGUACCAUAGUAUAUAAAUGUAUACACCUAGUCUGGGGGCCAGACCUAAUAUCUCGGGAGAAAAAUCAAGUAGAGCUAGGAGAAACUCCUAGCUCCUCCCUGAGCAAUUAAAGGUCUGGCCCCCAGACUAACUAUAAACCACAUGACGAUUGCUGUACAAACACCCUCCUGCAUUCUUUGAAUUCAAUGUUAAUAACACCAUUUAAUAGCUAUAUACAUGUAUGUUUUCGUGCAUGCAUGUGUGGUUGACCGACAUAAGCUUGAGCAA